GCCGACAUCAAACUUAGUCAAUCAAUCACUCUCGAAAUUGAUGAGUCUAUGCUCACGGGAGAAUCACUCACUACCGAAAAAAACUCAGCCUUUGUAAGCAACAAUGAAAUGCCCGCAGGUGAUCGAUUAGAUAUGGCAUAUGCAGGCACUGUGGUGUUGAGUGGUCGUGGCCAAGGUGAAGUAAUCGCGACAGGCAUACAAACUGAAAUAGGAAAAAUUGCUUCAGACGUCACCGGAAAUGAAGAUUCACAACCACCGUUAAUGUUACGCAUACACAAGUUCACCAUGCAAAUCACCUGGGCAAUGCUAAUUCUUAUCCUAAUGAUUUUUGCUAUUACCAUUGCGCGUGGAAACGAUCUAUCGACAGUUUUUUUACUCAGUGUUGCACUCGCCGUUUCAGCCAUACCGGAAGGUUUACCCGUAGCCAUUACCAUAGCACUU
This is a messenger RNA of Priapulus caudatus, 441 nucleotides long. Its product is annotated as calcium-transporting ATPase-like. Gene Ontology annotation, molecular function: P-type ion transporter activity. Gene Ontology annotation, biological process: monoatomic ion transmembrane transport. The annotation marks the transcript as partial. The transcript has a single exon. The record is from RefSeq and is a predicted model, not a curated record. Lineage: Eukaryota; Metazoa; Priapulida; Priapulimorpha; Priapulimorphida; Priapulidae.